AGAUUGGAACUUGUAAUGAUUUUGAGUCAACAAUUACAAAAUCGAGUAAUUUAUAAGAUCUCAACACUUUUUUGUCCAGAAUCAGAUAUAUCAAACCCCAGUUCUGAUUGUGUAAAGCACAGAAAGAGUACAAACAAUGAGAACUCAAAUCUCAUUAACCCUCUUAAUUACUUUCACAAUCCUCUUUUCUAAUUCUUUUGCUUUUCAAUCUGAUGAACUUCUUGUCGAUGAAGAUGAAUUUGAAGGAAUUUCAGCAACACAAUCUCCAAAUCCCCCACGAUCUUCAACUCCUCCUCCUACAAUUACCACUAAAACAAGGAAGAGAUCAUCAGAUUCAGAUGUCGAUUCGAAGCUGCAAUUUAAUCUUGAACAUGCUUUUGGAGAUUCCCAAUUCUCCCAUGCUGGAACUUUCUCUGCUCGUCUUAAGUCCUCGUCACACGGUGCUCAGACCCUUACCAAAUUGCGCUUUUCAAGAAAUACCUUGACAGACUUAGAGAAGACAAAGUUUAAGGAGUUACUGCAAGCUGAUGAUUUCUAUAAAAUAAGACUUCCUUCCAAUGUCGUGAGUCCUCCAGGAAGAAAUUAUACUGUUUCAGUUGUAAAGGCGAGAUGUCUUGCUUUAGAGUCUUUGGAUGAACACUUUGUUAUACACAUGGAAGGUGUUAACAUUUUGGCCGUCAACUAUGGUCCUCCAGGGGCAUGCCCAUAUCCUCGGCAGCUAAAAGUUCCAUCCAAGUGGUCUUUCAAUUCAUAUCCUGUGUUGAAAUACAGUGAGCUGGCACCAAGAACUCCAAUUUUUACUGAAGAAACUCCAGAGGAGACUGCAGAGGCUGAAGCCAUGAAGCAACCAGAAAAGUCUUUUUGGGCAAAAUAUUGGAUGUAUUUGAUCCCUCUUGGGCUGAUGCUCAUGAAUGGUAUGACGCAAGCUAUGAACAUGCCAGAGGAGCAGGGCAGUGGUCAAUCAGGAGCGCAGCAGGCAGGAAGAGCUCCGAGUGCUGCAGUACGAAGAAGAUAGUAAUUUUUCCAAAGCUUCUGGUUACUUGAGUUGCAGCAGAUAAACAUAGCAAGAUUGAUUGUUUAUGAUGUUUCUUCAAGGACACAGAAAGCUAAUCCUAAAGUUUUAUCGAAGCAUACCGACAUUUACUGUUGUGAGAAAGAUUGCUCAUAUUUGUACAAGGGCUAGCAUGUGUUCUAGUUUUCUAGUUUCCCCGGCAUUCGUAGAUUUGAAUAAUUUUGCAGUUAAAAGAUAGAAUAUAUGCCUUCAAACCUAUGUAAUACUUAUGCUCUUGUUGCGGAAUUUGGUUUCAUCUAAAUAGUUGAUUUUUUUUGGCACCCA
Molecule: messenger RNA, 1336 nt
Organism: Amaranthus tricolor (Joseph's coat)
Lineage: Eukaryota; Viridiplantae; Streptophyta; Magnoliopsida; Caryophyllales; Amaranthaceae
Exons: 9
Coding region: 137-1015 (292 amino acids)
Source: RefSeq, a predicted model, not a curated record